AUGCCAAGCAAAUAUCUCCUGAAUCCACCGGAGGAUUUGCAUUCGCUAACGGCUGACCAUCGUAAUAAAUCUAUAUACCCAGAUUUUGAUCCAUGGAGACACACACCAAUUGAGGACAAAGUAUUCCUGAAUUUUGUAUCCAAGGGCUACUACAAUACUGCAAAAGUAAAUUUCGAGAGUAUUUCGUCAAGAUCGUCUUUGCAAGAAUCGCUACCGGCGGUUUCUGGGCUGUUAGCAGACCAACUGUCCAAAAUUGUGAAAAUUAGAGAAGAGCAAGUCAACAGAGUUCCUGGUAAAGCACGCAAUCUGAAUGGUACGAAUAAUCUUGGAACCAAGCUUAGUGGUCCCGGUUUUGCGCUGCCAAAAAGGGUAACACUCACAGAUCACAAACGUGAACUUUGGCUUCAGGAAAUAAGCUCCACCAACAGACCACUUGCAGAGACAGUCAAGACGAUACCUCACGGCCUUAAAAGACGUCAUUUGCUAGAGCAGUGUUAUCAAAAACAGGUCCCCAUCGCUCGUGCGGUUUGGCUCAUAAAAUGCUGCUUUACGUUAGAGUGGAAAAUAUCCGCUGGCAAGCAGAGCUCUCAGCUGCAUGACGAAAUGUGCGUGAAACUACUACAAGAAUGGUCGGAAGCAAUGGCCCACAUUUUGGAAAGACUGGUCUUCGAAAUGACACAGUAUUACAACGAACCCUCAAAACUGAAGAAGUGGAGAAAACGAAUAGCGUAUUUUCUGAAACUGCUCGGAAGCUGUUACUCACUUGAAUUGAUCGACCGUGCAGCGUUUCACCACUGGUUGGUUGAUUUUGUCGCUAGAGUCGAGAAUUUUGAGUGUCUGCCGAUGACACUACAUAUCCUCUCCGUCUUUUGGAGCGGAAUAUUUCCGGAAGGUCAGUCAAACUCUGACCCUCAACAGCAGUUUUUGAUAAACAAAAUGACCGAAACGCUGAUCUACAAAUACUACAUGGUGUCAAGAAGUAAAUCGAUGAUAAAUGACGAGCAAUACCUUAUCAACGAUAUCAAGAAGAACGACAAGCUUGCUACAGCCAUGUCUCAUACAUUGAAGUCAUUCAUAACCGAGAUCUUUCACAAACAGUCUUUGGAGGCUUUUGUAUUCACGGGCAGCAAUUGGGAAAUCUACAAAAAGUGCCUUUAUGAAGUAUUAGGCACGGAUAAAACAAUGAAGGAAUCACCUAACGGGUCAAAAACAUCCAAAAAACUUGAAUUGAUUGUCUAUCGCAACGACUCUUUACAGUUUAAUACCAUUUUAAACGCAGGCGAAGAACGGGACCCUGAUCAAACUGAUACGCACAGCACGGAUUUGGAGAGCAUAUUUAAACCAAAUGAAAUCUUGAAGUUGAGACAUAUUGACUACAGUCUCACCAAGCUGCUGGACGAAAAUAGCUCAGGUGAUCACUGGGUGAGUUGUGUCGCUCAGAAAGUAAAUCGAAUUGAUCAAGUCAUCCAAAUGAUUUUAUGGGCGAUCAACCCUUCCCGAUAUCAUCACUAUGAAGCACCUCAUCUUGUUGCAAAGAUAUUUCUCAUUCAGAUAAAUUUCAAGAAUGCACCACUCGAAUACGGAUUGGAGGAUAAAAUAUGGUCUCUAAUUUUCCUGUUCGCGAGAUUAAAAGGCGAAGACCUGAAGUCCGUUGUUAGUCUUCCGAGAGUUCACCAGUUAUUAAAUGUUUUCAUCGGGUACGGAAUCAUCAAAGUUCCGACUUACAUUCGAAAGCUUAUCAGCUCAGGAGUUCUCUAUUUAGCUCAUUCUGAAGAUAAGUUCUUUCACUGUGAGCUACUGAUCAACCUUAAGAUCUCGCCAGUGAUGAAAAGCCAAUACAACAUGGUUUUGCGAAAUGUGAUAGAUGCUAAUCACUCGUUUUACGAGCGCUUCAAUUACGACAGGUUAACGGAGCUGUUAGAAAGCUCAAAAAUUUCACUGUUGAGUGGACGCUUUGAUAGCAUGAAAGCUGUUCCCUACAGCGUGAGGCUCAUGACCUCAGAAUGGUAUCUGAACUUGAUCUGUUCACCAAAUGAUGGAGUUUUGACUCCCGUCACAAAGAAGGAUGUGGUCGAAAAACUGAACGUAUUUUGCAUCAAACUUGAUGUUUGCCAUCAGUUUUACAAAUGGAUUGAAUUCAUUAUUUACCAUCAGUUACUGAAAGAUCUAGAGUCACUCGAGUGUCUAACAGACAUUUUGAUCUACUAUGAAAAGUUCUUUUGCCUGUUGAUCAAUGAUCAUGUUUUAUUAAUGAAGACGAUCCUACAUCUAUAUUUCGACAAAUUGGUGCCCGAAAGCCCACAGAGUCAAAAACUCAUACUACUUGGAGAUUUUUGGACCUUUUUUCUAGUUCGAUUUCCUCAAGUUUUGGAAAUCGACCCCGAUCUUCAAGCAAAGCUUAUAGAGGCAAAAGAAUUCGAAAAAGCCAAAAUUGAGAGCGCUGCGAAGAUAAGCGCUUGGAUGAGUUCCAAAUCUGAAGAUCAUUCAGAUGAAUGCUUAAAGUAUGUUACAGACGAAUUCAACUUUCCCAGCAUCUUUCAACCUAAUUUGAAAGCCAUACUAGCCACUGAAACUGGCGAAGAUCUGCAAUUGCGAAGAACAAAUUUGCGUACUCUAAUGGCUAUGAAUUUGAAUGAGUACAACAAGUUCAUGUCUAUAUAUCUCAAGAGGAAGGUUGCAACUAACGAAGAACUGGCGAAGUUAAUCUCGCUGAAAGUUCUUUCGUUGAACUCAGUCGGAAAGGUACUUGGUAAUCGUUUUUUAGUAAAGCUGCUUCGAACAUCAUUUUGGGAGCACGGCGUUGGGUUCGAAUUGCAGAAAAAGAAGUUCAAAAAGCAUAACCUGCUGCUUGUUUUGAAAACUUACUGCGAUGAUUUACACGAACACUAUGAAGAACUGUUGGAAGGUUUGGCGGAAUACUGCUCAUCGAGGAUAGCCGAGGAAUUUUUAGUUAAAGUCUUCGCUCGGAUUGAACGUGAAGGCAAAAGUUCAAUUUACUCCUUUGCUAAUGACUUGCUUAAUGUUGGCGUAAGAAGCUCAGACGCUGUGGGAUAUCAUGGCAACAGCAAUUUGAAAAGCAUAGAAAUUAAUUCGACUGAUAAUGGUGAUUUAACCGAGGACGAGGCAGAGGUUCUGGAUCUAUUUCCAAGACUUGACUUCUCCAACAUUUGGAUGUUUCAGGCUUUGACAUGCCAUUAUUUGGAAGAUGGGUCAUGCCAGGAGCAAUACUCGCAGGGUUCUUCUAAAUUCAUCUUAGAGAGUAUUGAAAUGACCAACUACGAUAUUGCUGCCUCCAAGCUCUUUGACAAGCUCAGGGAUGCAGAUAUUCUCCAAAAAACGCUUCAAGUUCUUGAGGUGAAAUUUUUAAACAAUGGGCCAGCGGAAGAUCCAAAAGACCUCUCUCAGUACUAUGUUACCGUGGAAAGCAUUGUUAGCAUUUCCAGGAGGCUGAAUAAAGCGUUGAAAGGAAUUUUACCCAUAAGUGACGAAGCUUUCACUCUUUUGAAGAUUUGCUGCCAGGAAUUUGCAACUAAGACCUCGGAGCAAUUGAAGCUUCUCGAAUUUAGGCUUGACAUUGUCCUAAAGAUACUUAUUGUCCACCAAAAAUAUAUUUUGAAAGAAGGGCUUCAAAAGAAACAGCUGCUGUUGAAUGAUGGCUGUUUGUUCCUAAAAAAUUUGUGCAUUCUUUUCUACAAAAUCGAUUUCAGCUUGAAGUUGAAGUUGUUACUGUACGACCUGCUAUCCUCUCUAAAGGCUUUCGUCGUAUACUCAUCGCCAGGAAAAGACCGCCAAUACAAUGAUCGUUUGAGUUCGCAAGUACCACAGGAGCUGUUAGAUCUUCCUCCUUUCCAAAUAUCAUCGUUUUUACCCGAAGAGAAGCCAGAAGACUCGAGAGGAACCGUCCAGCUUGGAAUUGUGGAGUGCGAUACCACAAAGAGCUCCACCAAACCGUACUAUUUUAUUUUCAAUCGCAAAAACGGUACCUUUGACUGCAAGUUCUUAUUGAGACCAUAUCAUUCACUAGGAAAUUUCCAGGAAGGAGAAUCGGAAUUCAACAAUACUCCUCUGAAUCUAUGUUUAUUCAAUACUGUACUUGACCGUCGUAAUCCCACUUGA
Messenger RNA from Lachancea lanzarotensis, 4116 nucleotides. RefSeq names its product LALA0S02e06678g1_1 (gene SRB8). The record is from RefSeq and is a predicted model, not a curated record. Bases 1 to 4116 code for a protein of 1371 amino acids. Gene Ontology annotation, molecular function: transcription coregulator activity. The transcript has a single exon. Lineage: Eukaryota; Fungi; Ascomycota; Saccharomycetes; Saccharomycetales; Saccharomycetaceae. Gene Ontology annotation, biological process: regulation of transcription by RNA polymerase II. Gene Ontology annotation, cellular component: mediator complex.